AUGGCGGCGGGAGAUGAUACCGCACCGACCGAAACACCGACCGUCACCGUUGCUCAGCUGGAGGCUCUCACAGCUCAGAUGAAGCAGAACGAAGAACGACUUGCGCAAAUCCAGGCGGAGAACGCAACCCUACGAGCAGAAAACGCGUCAUUGGCUCAGGCUCGCAAUAGAUAUCGAGACCGGUUCCCUCCUAUGCAAUCGUUCGACACUCCACCACUUACGGGUGCAACAGGAGCAACCCUAGGACAGGAGCUACCGACGCUGCGCAAGCGAUUGGAGGCUAUGGAGCUCUUGCUCGCGCGACUUCCAGGAGUAGCUCCUCCAAUCACCAAAAGUGCUCCUAAUUGCUAUGCAGACACUCCCUUCACGGAUGCCAUCGCUUUGGUUGAGAUGCCAAAGAAGUUCAUCGUCCCUUCAAUGAAGAUGUACGACGGGACGACCGACCCUGAUAAUCAUAUAGCCCAGUACAAGCAACGCAUGUUCACAACGGCAAUAGCAAAAGAAUAUCGCGAAGCUAGUAUGUGUAAAGGAUUUGGAUCUAGCCUCACGGGACCAGCUCUUCAGUGGUUUACGAACCUACCGAACGCGUCAAUCGACUCGUUCGCGUCAUUGACAGACCGCUUUGUUGAGCAAUUCGCGAGCAGCAGGAACAUAGAAAGGACAGCCGACGAUCUCUAUGAAGUGAUACAGAAGAGAGGAGAACCGUUGCGCGAUUACGUAGGUCGCUUCAACAAAGAGAAAGUAUCCAUUCCGGCAUGUGUCACGUCCACUGCCAUCUCUGCAUUCAAAAGAGGAUUGCUCCCAGACAGUGAUUUGUACAAGGAACUGACGAAGUACCAGUGCAGAACGAUGGAAGAUGUGCUAUCUAGAGCAUGGGCUCAAAUAAGGAACGAGCGUCCCUCUCGAGAUGACAGACCGUACCAGAGACCACGCAGUGAAAGCACUAGCAAGAGAAGCGACAGAAGCGACCAUCGACCACUCAACCAAAUUGAGAGCGACCAACGCUCAUCAUCCACAUGGCCAGACAUGAGUAACCUCGCAAUAUCUCCUGCAGAACUAGUCAAUGUUCUUAAUCAUAUAUCUGGAGUAAGAUGGCCUCAAAAGAUGAAAGCACCAGGGGAACGAAGAGACACAUCAAAGUGGUGCGACUUUCACUCUGACCAUGGUCAUCGAACAGAAGAUUGCAUCACGUUGAGAAUGGAAGUAAACGAGCUACUAAAAAAAGGUCACUUGAGAGAAUACUUGUCCGACAGGGCUAGGAGUCGCAUCGACGACAGAAGCAAUGACGAGGUGCAAAGAAAACCAUCUCCUGCUCAAUCUCCAAGCAUGAUCGAAUCAUCAACGUGA
Molecule: messenger RNA, 1347 nt
Organism: Microthlaspi erraticum
Lineage: Eukaryota; Viridiplantae; Streptophyta; Magnoliopsida; Brassicales; Brassicaceae
Source: the annotation of a GenBank genome assembly